Elgaria multicarinata webbii is the source of this 1997-nucleotide messenger RNA. RefSeq names its product MORN repeat containing 4 (gene MORN4). Lineage: Eukaryota; Metazoa; Chordata; Lepidosauria; Squamata; Anguidae. The coding region runs from base 132 to 572 and encodes 146 amino acids. The transcript is spliced from 5 exons. Gene Ontology annotation, biological process: response to axon injury. The record is from RefSeq and is a predicted model, not a curated record. Gene Ontology annotation, cellular component: cell projection.
UGCCUGGUAUAGCUGACGGAGAGGAGGGAGGCGGUGGCCGAUGGGGGCAGAGUACAGGGGUGUGGGGCUGGUGGCGGCUGCUGAGAAACUCGGAGCCCAGCUGCUGUCCCGCCUUCCUGAAAGCUGGCACCAUGACCCUGACCAAGGGCUCCUUCACCUACUCCAGUGGGGAGGAAUAUCGUGGGGAGUGGAAGGAAGGGCGCCGGCACGGUGUUGGGCAGUUGACAUUUGCUGAUGGCAGCAUUUACCUGGGACACUUUGAAAAUGGUCUCUUCAAUGGCUGUGGGGUGCUCACUUUUGCAGAUGGCUCCAGGUACGAAGGGGAGUUUGUACAGGGCAAGUUCAAUGGUGUUGGAGUCUUCACACGCUAUGACAACAUGAUCUUCGAGGGCGAAUUCAAGGGUGGACGUGUUGAUGGCUUUGGGCUCCUGACUUUUCCUGAUGGCUCCCACGGGAUCCCCCGUAAUGAAGGCUUCUUUGAAAACAACAAACUCUUGCGACGGGAGAAGUGCCAGGCAGUGGUCCACCGUGCACAGAGUGCCUCCAAAUUGGCACAUGGACUCACAGCAUGAUGGGUGCAAGCUGUAAAGCACCCCACCCCAGGACUCUCCCAUGAUCUGCAGCCUAAUCUGCAGGUUGGCAGGAGUGUGGAGUGCAAGAGUCACAAAUACCAUCUCUCAGAGGUAGAUGAUCCCAACUCAACCCUGAUCAGUUGGGCAGCCUGCCUGGGUCAUUUCCUUAAACAGCUUGGGGGGCCCUAGUGUGACCUGGUGCCAAACCUCAGCUGUACAGCCACUGUCUUCUGCCAGACAGAGUGACUGCCACUCAGAGGUAGUGGCAUUCCCUUUGUCAGGACUUGCAUUCUCCAUAGGACAGCCUGCAAAUGCUAUGGCCCCACAGCUUUGAUGAACACAGUGGGAAGCACUGGGCCUCUCUCCCCACCUACAGCAGAGGUGAGACACAAGGAAUGACUCCACAUACGUUGUGAGAAUCCAUAAGGAUAGCCUUGCAUCUUUCCUCACCUUGAGGUUAAUGCAGCUGGGAGGCAGUAAAAUCAGUCAGGUUGGGUUUCAGUGGUCAAAGGAGGAGCUGGUACGUAUAUUAGCACUGCGCCCUGUCUAUCACGUGGCCCUAAACUUCUAGUUAAGGGAUGGGCAGAAAGGAGGUCUUCAGAUGUUUUGAAUUCAACUCCCAGCAUUCCUAACUAUUGGCCAUGCUGGCAGGGGCUUCUGGGGGUUGAAGUUCAAAAUAUCUGGAAACCUACUUUCUGUCCAACCCAGCUCUAGUUGUCUCCUGCCUUCUCCAUGAGGCUCAGAUUUUCUCUUUGUCUCCCCUUACCCCCUCCAAAAAGGAAUUCAAAAAUGGUGUAUUGAUAUAUAGAGCAGAACUCUAGACCUCUGAAUGUGCCUUCCCCUAGCUUUGCAGAUCAGCAAAAGGAAGGCGGCCCAUACUAUCCCUUAUGCUCCAGAGUGUACCUGGGACUUCUUUCCACUCUUUAUUCUAGCUUUCUUGUGCUUCAUUCAAUUUGCUGGGGCCCAUCUCACUGUGAGUUGCUUCUUAGGUGAAAGUCAACAUUGCACAGCUGUCCUCCCUUACAUUGGGUCUGCACUAAUUGACCCGGAGGGCCUAGAAGGGAGAGACCCACUUUGCUUCCAGAGCACUUGCAUGGUAUCCAUGCACCAUAGUGCCACAUACACAGGACUGUGCAUAUCCUGCUCUUCAAAAAGCCAAAAUUCUACAUAACAGGAAGCUGAAUUCGGUAACCUGUAUAAAUUAUGCAGACUAAAACAACUGGCAUGUAGUUGUGUAUUUUAUGAAUUUUCUGCUUUUGCUAGUCAUGGGGAAAGGCAUUGUAGAGCACCUAAAGCCUUAUUGUGGAACCACUGGAAGUCCAGUGCAGCCUCUGGCUUCUGAGAUUUAGCAGGCAUUGCACACAUGUUUUUAAGCCUACUUUUGCUGCCUUAAUGGCUAGAAAUUUGCUUUAAAAUAUAAAUAAU